Molecule: messenger RNA, 1575 nt
Organism: Onychomys torridus (southern grasshopper mouse)
Lineage: Eukaryota; Metazoa; Chordata; Mammalia; Rodentia; Cricetidae
Product: cytochrome P450 1A1
Exons: 6
Coding region: 1-1575 (524 amino acids)
Biological process (GO): hormone biosynthetic process; progesterone metabolic process
Molecular function (GO): iron ion binding; steroid 17-alpha-monooxygenase activity; heme binding
Source: RefSeq, a predicted model, not a curated record
AUGCCUUCCGUGUAUGGACUUCUAGACUUCAUGUCAGCUACAGAGCUGCUCCUGGCCAUCACCAUCUUCUGCCUUGGAUUCUGGGUGGUCAGAGCCACAGGGACCCGGGUUCCUAAAGGCCUGAAGACUCCACCUGGACCCUGGGGAUGGCCCCUUAUUGGGCAUAUAUUGACCCUGGGGAAGAACCCACACCUGUCACUGGUCAAGUUGAGUCAGCAGUAUGGGGAUGUCCUGCAGAUCCGCAUUGGCUCCACACCUGUGGUGGUGCUCAGUGGCCUGGACACCAUCCACCAGGCCCUGGUGAAGAAGGGUGAGGAUUUCAAGGGCCGGCCAGACUUUUACAGUUUUAAUUUCAUUGGUAAUGGCCAGAGCAUGACUUUCAACCCAGAUUCUGGACCAGUAUGGGCUGCCCGGCGGCGCCUGGCCCAGAAUGCCUUGAAGAGUUUCUCCAUAGCCUCGGACCCAGCUUCUGCAUCCUCUUGCUACUUGGAGGAGCAUGUGAGCAAGGAGGCUGAAUACCUAAUCAUCAAGUUCCAGAAGCUGAUGGCAGAGGUUGGCCACUUCGACCCUUAUAGGUAUUUAGUAGUGUCUGUGGCCAAUGUCAUCUGUGCCAUGUGCUUUGGCCAACGUUAUGACCAUGAUAACCAAGAGUUGCUUAGCAUAGUCAAUCUGAGCAAUGAAUUUGGGGCAGUUACUGGCUCUGGAUACCCGGCUGACUUCAUCCCUAUCCUCCGCUACCUACCUAACUCUUCCCUGGAUGUCUUCAAGGACUUGAAUAAGAGGUUCUACAGCUUUACACAGAAGUUAAUCAAAGACCACUACAGAACAUUUGAGAAGGGCCACAUCCGGGACAUCACAGACAGCCUCAUUGAGCACUGUCAGGACAAAAGGUUGGAUGAGAACGCCAACAUCCAGCUGUCGGAUAAUAAGGUCAUCAGUAUCAUUUUUGACCUCUUUGGAGCUGGGUUUGACACAGUCACAACUGCGAUCUCUUGGAGCCUCAUGUACCUGGUGACAAAUCCUAGGGUACAGAGAAAGAUCCAGGAAGAGCUCGACACAGUGAUUGGCAGGAAUCGGAGGCCCCGGUUUUCUGACAGACCUCAGCUGCCCUAUCUGGAAGCCUUCAUCCUGGAGACUUUUCGACAUUCAUCCUUCGUCCCCUUCACCAUCCCCCACAGCACCACAAGAGACACAAGUCUGUGUGGAUUCUAUAUCCCCAAGGGAUGUUGCAUCUUUGUGAGCCAGUGGCACGUUAACCAUGACCAGAAACUGUGGGGUGACCCAAACAAGUUCCGUCCUGAAAGGUUUCUCACCUCCAGUGGCACUCUGGACAAAGCAUUGAGUGAUAAAGUCAUUCUCUUUGGUUUGGGCAAGCGGAGGUGCAUCGGGGAGACCAUUGGCCGACUGGAGGUCUUUCUCUUCCUGGCCAUCUUGCUGCAGCAAAUGGAAUUCAAUGUGUCACCAGGAGAGAAGGUGGACAUGACUCCUAUUUAUGGGCUGACUUUAAAGCAUGCCCGUUGCGAGCAUUUCCAAGUGCAGAUGCGGUCUUCUGGGCCUCAGCAUCUCCAGGAUUAG